Messenger RNA from Planococcus citri (citrus mealybug), 15507 nucleotides. It is a transcript of the gene hiw, whose product is annotated as highwire. NCBI's taxonomy places the organism in Eukaryota, Metazoa, Arthropoda, Insecta, Hemiptera, Pseudococcidae. The coding region runs from base 171 to 13691 and encodes 4506 amino acids. Gene Ontology annotation, molecular function: ubiquitin protein ligase activity. The record is from RefSeq and is a predicted model, not a curated record. Gene Ontology annotation, biological process: axon guidance; regulation of synaptic assembly at neuromuscular junction. Gene Ontology annotation, cellular component: nucleus; plasma membrane. The transcript has 75 exons.
CAUCCCUUCGUCGUUUAUUGUAAGUUGGUACGUUAUUGUUUUUCGUCGACGUUGAUUAAAAAAAUGCGUACCACUUACAAAAAUGCAUUCCUAACAAUUAAAAUAUGUUUAAUUAAUCCACCGUAAUAAUUAAAAUUUUCGAACCUUGCCGGCAUUCGAACGGUCCAAACAUGUUUCCGGACUUCUCCGAAGUAGGCAAAUAUUUUCAUGAAAUGUUUCGGUUUCGAUGGGACGAAUACAGGAGAAGUGGUUCGAUAUUAGUGGUGAAUCCGACCAAGAGAAGAAAAAAGUUCGCCGACGAAGAAGGGCUGAUCUAUAAGCCACUAGAUUUCGAAAUAUUUAGUACAAUAUCGACGUUUGGCAUGUUCGAAAUAUCUCGUCUGGCUGUGUUUGAAAAAUUACUACGUCGAGUUAGUUACCUUCAUCUACAUCUGCAAUGUAUAGCUGAUUCCGGUACAGAAACUUCGUUAGCACUAGAGGAUAUACAGAAUAGAACCGAACAAUCCGAUGUUUCUGAAUUAUCUAAGGUCGUCAAAAUUGGUAUAAGAAGUAUAUUCGAAUUGAUCAAAGGCAGUAAAACCGAGUAUCCGGAUUUAUGCGUCAGAGCAGUUACUUCUCUGUUUACCAUUUUAGAAGGGUUGCGUUUAGAAGCUCUAUGCGACGAACCAUCUGAUAUCGUUGGCGAUAUAUUCAAUGUAUUAUUGAACGUAGUAGACGAGUGCCUUAAUGAAGAGAUCGUCGAACGUAGCCCAGACGUACAACGUUUGAUUGAAAUAUCAUCAGCAUGUCUUCUCAGCUUUGCCAUAAUUCGAGGAGACACUGGCAAAAUGUUGAGGGCCAUAAGUGCCAUAUUAAUAUCUAAAUAUUCUCUGUCUCAUUCUAUGGUUCUUCCAAACGCUGUUAUCGAAUUACAAAAAAGUGUCCAAAGCGUUAUCACCGGCAAACUAAAGCAUCCGAAUUGGUUCACUCAUGGAGUAUUGAAAUCGUCUUGUAUUUCUUCGUUUCUUUUGUUAUUUACCGCAGAUGACUCUAAAUUAUCGCUUAAGAUUAAAAAUUUAGCUUGCGAUGGUUAUUAUUUGUAUAUAUACACGUCGUAUGGUCUGUACAAAAUCGGCACCGGUUACAAUGGUACUAUUCCUAGAAAUGUCUAUGCUCAUAAUCCAGCGUUCUUCGGUCAAGAUAAUGGAUGGAUCUUCUAUAUGAAAAAUUCGUUAUAUUUUAUGUUGAUGAAGCAAAAGGGCAGUAACGAGCUUUAUCUGGUUAAUGAGAAUAAUCUAGAGUUACAGCAGAUGAUUCGAAUCGAUUCGAAUGUCUCUAUUUUUACCAAAGGAUUAGUGUUCGUUGAUGGAGAUUAUUUAUGUUCCUUGUGUUCUCCAAAAGAGGACGAGUUAGUCAUUCGAUCAAUGGAAAUAGUCGAAAACAACUUGACACUUAUACAGGAAGAGUUACGAUUUCAAUUAUCGGAAAAGUAUUUCAAAUUGUUCGGUUCAUCGUGUGGGAGUGAAGAAAAAUUAUUAUCUAGUCGUUGCGUCGGCGUAAACGAAGAACUGAUUUCGUUCGCUUCUGGCAAAGAGUUCUCUUUACUUCAAACAUCCGAUGGAAAGGUGUUAUAUAAUAGUAAAUUAGGCAAUCAAAAUCUACGAGCGCCCGGUACCCGUAGUAAUCAAUGCUGGGUGGAAUUAAUUUGUCCAAAAAUGUCGACCGUCAAGCAAUGCGUAAUUGGAAACGACGGCUCGAUCGGAUUAUUAGUUUAUAACGACGGAUCUGUUUACUUCAUCGGAUUCGCUAGACGAGGCGAAGACGGAGAAAAUGGCGCUGUACGCAGACAAUGUAAUCAAAUUAAACCUCGUAAAAUGACACGUAUGGAUGGAAAGAACGUUGUGUACGCGGCGUGCAAUCACGGUUCAACGGCUUUAGUUACCGAUAAAGGAGAGCUUUUUAUGUUCGGAAAAGACGCUAUUCAUUGUGACCCUGGAACUGGCUAUGUUUCUGACCUGAAACAUGUACGUGUACGAUCUGUCGCUUUGGGAAAAGUUCACGUUGUUGUGUUGACCGAUAAAGGACAUGUUUACACUUUUGGCUAUAAUGGUAGAGGACAGUGUGGAAGAUUCUCUUCGUCCGAGGGUCCAGGUCGUAGCGAAGCAUAUAUGGAAGUUUACGUAGACGAUGACGAAAACAGCGCCUCAUCUGACGACACUUACUCUGACGUCAUUUGUUUAAAAGGCACUCAUAUUUUCAAGCAAGAUAAAUGCAUGAUAUGUCCAAUUUGUCACCAGUGUACCGGCUACGGAGCUGGUUGCUUAGCGAGUAAUGAAGGAGAUCGCGAACCCGGCGAGGAAUGUGGCUGUGGCGAUGGUGAUUCCGGUUGCGCCAAGUGCUGUAUUUGUAAAAUUUGUGCUUUCGAAGAAGAUCCCGAUCAAGAGUUAGAUGACGAAAAUGAACCCGAUGAUAUUAUCAGGAUUAAUUUAUUCGGAGCUGUUUACGAACGAAACGAUCGAAAAGUUCGAGCCGAGUUGUUUAAAAAAGACGAAGAACCGGUAGCUGGUCCCUCAGGUGAAGGUCGUAUUAAAAGUGUCGAAAUGAUAAACAAUUCAAACGGAGGUAAAGAUUCAAUGAGCAUGGUGUACCUUCUUCCUGCCAAAGUUCAUUUUCGCACAACUGCUCCCGCCGUACAAAUCGCUGCUGGUUUAUAUCACACUGUCGUUUUAAUGGAAAAUGGCGAAGUGUACACCUUUGGAAGUAACACCUCUGGUCAAUUAGGUAUCAACGACGAAAACCAUAUUGGCCCAGUGAAAGCAAAUUUACCCCCUGUCGUAGUAGAAAUUGCUGCCGGAUCGAAUCAUACUGUUGCUUUAACCGCUACCGGAGAAGUUUUCACAUUUGGAAAUAAUUCCAAAAAUCAACUUGGCCGGAAUUGCGUUACGUUUAUUCAAACUGAAGGACUGCUGUGGCACAGUACACCUCAACUUAUUCCUAAUAUUGGAUCUCAAUAUGCUCAAAAAGUUACCGGAAUCGGUGCCUCGGGUGAUAUGACGUAUUUGAAGAUCAGUGAGAGUUUACUUAGUCGGUCGACGUUGAAUAAUUCCAAAUUUGUUGCCGAUAAAAAUAAUAUUCUCAUGUUACCAGUCGACGUCGAAAACGACGAGCAAAAAACAUUCGAAUGUGUGGUAAUUGAAAAGAAGAGCGGUAAUUUCAGAAAUUUCGCCAAUGUCGAUCAAGUGAACUUCAACAAUGCAGCGGUUUGUUACGAUUCGCUUUAUAAUGUGCUGUGGUGUAUACACGAAAACGAGCCAUCCAGCGUAGAAAAGGGUCCAAUAGCCAAAUGUUACAAUGUCGUAGCCAGCGACGUACAUGAGGACUUUUGCUCUCCUAAUAUUCUCGACUGCGAAUUGGCCGUACCAGUGGUUACCAUGCAUACAAUCCCUUGCUAUCAAGCAGCCAUCCAUGUUCUAGCAUGUUUGGAUAUGUUAGCUCAAGCUAGAUCUCGUAAAGAUUCGUUUAAAUCGUUAUUCAUGGAACAGAAACGAGUCAUUAAUACAAAAUCGUUACGUAAAGAGGAUUUUAUCGCUGUGAAUAGGUUUCAAGGUUUGGGCAAUUCUUGGACGUAUAAUGCUCAUAAUGCGGUGGAAGCUAUUCGAUUUUCCUGUGAUACCGAUGUUCUAUUAGGAGGAAUUGGGUUGUAUGGAGGUAGAGGACAUUAUCACGUGAGAUUAAAGUUGCUGGAUAUUGGCUACGAAAGUGAUCCUGAACCGAAAGAUGGUCAAGUUAUAAUCAGCACAGAUGAAAUUGUGUACGAAUGUUCCCUUAAGCAAACCUACCCUUUUAUGUUCGAAGAACCGGUUUUAUUACAAGCUAAUCGAUGGUAUAUCAUAUGGGCUCAAAUUAAAGGCUCGCCUAGUGAUUGCGGUAGUUCCGGGUUACCUUACCUAGUCACUGAUGACGAGGUUGUUUUUCAUUUCAAAUCGAGUCUAUUAUCAAAUAAUGGGACCAACGUAUCAUCUGGACAAAUUCCUCAAUUAUUCUACAAAGUCCUGUUACCAGAAUUUUACGUAGUAACAAAUCUAGAGAAUCCACCACCCGCUGUGAUUCAUAUACUUUCUCGAAAAUUUUCCCACACCGUUACAGAGGACGGUUUCAAGUCGUUGAUUAAUUUAUUAUCGUGGUGUUGGGAAGAAUUCAAGAUGAAAUAUUCGGAGAUUUCAAAUCUGAGAUAUUCACCUUCGCUGUUAGAAGUAAUCAGACAAUUUGACAAGUUGGUUUACAUAAAUCAAGCUUGUCAGCAUUUAAUUAGAGCAUUUAUAUUCGAAAUGUAUCCGGAUGGUUGUCGGGUUAAAGAAAGAAGAUCUAGAAUGAGUUAUGUUAUGGCCGAGUUAAUCGGAGAUGUUAGAGAAUUAUUGCAAAAUAUAUUAUCAGACCCUUUUCUAUUCGAACAUUUUAUACCGAAGAAAAUCGAAGAUGGAAGUUGCAAUAUUUUUUAUAAAUUGGUGAAACAUAUAAUUAAAGAAUGUAGCAGUACUUUCGUUGCCUGUUUUUACGUAUUUUAUCCAACGCCAACUCAAAAAUGGAUCUAUCUUAGUUACUUACUAAGCUUUGAACCGGAAAAUAAAUUCGAACACGAUUUUCUAAUCACAGCGACAUUGUCAGCGUUAUGUGCAUCGAAUAUUUGUUUGAAAUUGAUAUUUCCUAUUCUCCUCGGAGGAUUCGAUCCUAAUCAACUAUUCCAGGAGAAUAAAAAUACAAAUCUCGCUUCAAAUUUUUAUAAUUAUAAUCCAAUCUUAGCUGAAGUUAUGAUGAAACGAACUGAAGGUGAAAUCAUGAUAGAUAUUUCGUCUUGGUUGUAUGUGAUGGGUAAACUUUUGGAAAUGGCGUCGAAACCGGUCGAAGAAGCUUUACAUGGAGUUAAAAAUUAUCAUCAUUCAAAAAUAGCUUUAAAUAGUUGUCAAAUUCUUUCGAAGUUAGUCGCAGAAUUGUCAGCUGAUGCGAUGGGUAUCAAUGUAAGUAUUCUGGAUGAAGUUCAAAGACGCAAAGAUCAAAUGCUCCAUACCACUCCAAUUCGUUUCCGAAGAGUGAACGCAAACAGAUCCUGGAAUACUGGAAAUGGUUCCCCCGAUGCCAUCUGUUUCACUGUCGAUAAACCUGGAGUAGUUAUUGUCGGUGUCGCAGCUUUUGGUGGCAGUGGCAAUUACGAUUAUGAAAUCGAAUUAUUAGAUGAGGUGGCAGCCAAGGGCAAAAAUAAUUCGGAUUACAAUCUGAGUAAUCCGCAAGCUAAUUGGAGAUGUAUAGCUUUAUCACGUGGAUCUUUCGGUUCAUCAGAUUACAGUGGCAAAGAUAUGGUGGAAUUAAAUUUCGAAUAUCCCACUGCUGUUCAGGAAAACACAAAAUACAUCAUUAAACUGAGAUUGAGAGGUAAUCGAACCAAUAAUGGUGAAUUAGGCCAAGCUGUUGUCACUGGACCGGACGAUACAGUUUUUAAUUUCAUCAGCACCGAAAUCAGUUUUAACGGAACAUCGGUUUCAAGAGGCCAACUUCCAUAUAUUAUUUAUUACAGAUAUCCUCAAAGAACCACUCAAGAACUACGACAAAAGAAAUUUGUCGAAAAUCAAGCCCACGAAGCGAUUGUGACAAUAUCGAAUCGAAUUUUUUCCGAAAUCACGAGUAUUCUCACAUUAGCCAACGAAUCACCCGACUAUAAAGAAGUUGUUGAUAUUUUAGUCGGUGCUCCGAUCAUCACAGCGUUGUUACCCCUCCUAGUUACUCAUCUAUCUCCGUUAGUCGCCACUAACGCCAAAAUUGCUUGCCACGUGUUGAAACUGAUCGAAGAAUUGUUACCAUUAGUUUGCCAAAUUAAUAAAAAAAUUAUCGCUAACACGAAAGAAUCGACGUCAGGUGCAGAAAGCUCGUCGACUAUUAAUUUCGCGUCGAAUUUCGUUACCACCUCGCCUCAUUAUUCGUUGGUUGAAAGCGAUCAUCCGUAUAAACGAGCUACCGUCAGCAAAUACAUUGUCAAGUUCCCAGAAAGUGUACUAUGGCUUAGUUUGGAAUUCGAUCCACGUUGCGGUACCGCUCAAGAAGAAGAUGUAUUAAAAAUCUACGUACCUGAUUUCUCAUCUAAAGAUCAUAAUAAUAAAACCCGCAAAGUAUAUCGUCCAUUGCCUCGAACAUACGGCAAUGAUAAGCACGCCUGGCCUGGCACAGCUAUAAUCCUGCCAGGUAACGAAGUGAUUUUCUCGUUGGAAAGUGCCUCAAAAUACUUAUCUCGCGAUAGAGGCACAACUUUCGGCUUCAGGUGUCUAGUUAUCGGUUUCGAAAUGGUGAAUAUUGACGGUAUACCUCGCCUAGAAUUAGAACUGACUAGUCUGGCUUGUCGAUGCGCAUCGUACUUGAUCAAGAAGAAUUUCGUCUGUUCUGACGAUAAUACAGAUGCGAUUAAUCUAGAAUUAGCUGAAGCCGAAUACGGUGCUCAUUGUAGUGUACUGAAUCGUGGCAUAGACUUGUACCGAAAAGGCAUCUUCGAGUACGAUAAGUCAUCGUCGUUUACCAGGUAUCGACGAAUCCAUGCGAACGGAGCGGAAUUCCACAUUCAGAGUGAUAUUAAUAGAUUGCCAACCACGAACGGUUUGAUGGAUUCAUUUGCGAUAGAAGAAAUGGCCAAAUCAUUCUCCACAAAUACCAGCGAUUCGAAUGAACAUUCGUUUUUAAUGGAUUUCAUCAAUUACAAGAAUGAUACCAGUGGAGGACGAUUGGCAAGAUGGUUACAACCUGAUUCGUUCGUCGAUGUGAGCAAAUGCGAAAUGAUUUUCCCGAGGACCAAAAUCAAAUGUGGCUGGCCCACUACGUUGGCUAUUGUGACAAGAGAUCAAUAUGGCGAUAUUGUCGAAAUACCCGAUUUGAAGGUCAAAGUUAUGUGUAUCCCUCAACAAAAAGAAAUCGUCGCCGUUGAGUCGAAAUCCAAAGACCAUUCAGAUAAACCAGAUCUGUCCAUACCUUACAAAACCACAAUCGUCAAUAAAGUCCGAUACUCAGCUAUGACCUUCAUGAAGGAGUUUGCUGACUAUAGUUUCGAAGAAUUACGUUAUUACACACCAACGAUAACUUUGGAAAAUGAACAUCUGCAUGUCCAGUCGAACCAUAACGGUAUCCAUACAGCAAAUUGGACACCGGCUGGUAUCGGUGUGUACUCAAUUCAUGUCACAAUUGACGGCUAUCCGAUGAAAAAGCUGGAUUUAAAAGUAGAAGUGAAAGAUACACCUCAUGGGCUAUCUCCACCGCUGUAUAGUAAAUCGUCGUGUAUAGUUUACGAAGAGAAAAAACUGCGAUUUGGUAAACAGUACAGCGCUGGCCUACGUAUUCGUGCCCAGCCAUCAUUACAAUGUGAACCUGUAGGAUUCGUCGAGCCUGGUGGAAUUGUUACGUAUAUAGACGAAGUCGAAAAUGAGGACGGUGUUUGGGUGAAAUUGAUUCACGAAUGUAUUACAAUGUAUUGCAAGCAACUGUACCCAGAAGGAUGGUGUCUGAAAUAUCAUAAACAUUACGAUUUCGAGUUAUUACAAACUGUGGUUAAUCAAACUAACGCCAACUUGCCCGAAAAAAUAACAAUAAAUAACGAUAUAAAGGUUUAUCGAGUAGUGAAGUGCGGCGUAUCGGGUCACAAUAUUCGAGCGUAUCCUAGUCUCAAAGCUCCCACCGUCGGCAUGAUAUUCUCUGAUCAGAGUGUCACUUCAGAUGAACAAAUUUAUAACAAAGAAGGAAUGUGGAUUAAGCUGGAUAAAGAAGCUAUGAAGAGAUUCGACUUGAAACAAUACGACAGCGUUUGGUCCCUGGCUGUGGAUAAAUCGCAGAUUGUAUACUUGAGAAGUGAUUUUAGUAUAAAUAAAGAUAUGUUCUUAAAAGCGCUAAAAUGGGAUGAAAUAUCAUCUAAAGUAACUGGAACUGAAGUGGUGGACAGCUCUUCGACCAGCAGCGACGACAGUGAUAAUGAUCAUAAUCAUAAUCCUGUCAGUUCUGAGGAAUCUCAACACAUUUGUCUUCAAACUUCAAAGGAUACUGGUUCUUUCCAUCAAAAAAAGAAGGGACCAAAAUCUGACAGAAAUGUCUCCAUAUCGCCCAGGAACAUUCAGAAUAUUACAAAUAUCCACGACGAUGAAUCGACGCAUGAACGGAGUGGUAACCAAAACCUCAAUUUAACAGCGAGUGUUCCACCCACGCCCAAGAAAAAGAGACUAGGAGAACAUGUGCCUAAAAUUACUACUUCUUUAGCUCGAAUGACGAGUACUUCAGAUUUAGCAGAUUCGGAAUCUAGUCCAAGUAGCAGAGCUAAUACUCCACAAUUUGGCUCGUUUGUAGAUAAAUUUGACAAAACACCAGAAAUUUCGGUAUUUCGAAUAUCUUCAAUGAGCGAUAGCAGUGGCGCCGUUAGUACGUCAUCUGGAGGAUACCAAGCUUCCAUCGAUACUUCUAGCGACAGUGUGAUGAUGUUUGCUUCUAAAAUUUCAUUCGAGGAGAAACUACCAGUGGUACAGACAGGAACUCAAACAUCGCCCAAAAUCCUACCCAAAGUAGCCAUAAACAUGAAACCCGACCUCAGCAUGAUCAAAGCCCAAGAAGCGACAAUAUCAUUCAACUGUACAACCACCAGCACUCUUGCUGGCCCUUGUAAAUCAACCGAAGUAGAAAUUACAGACGACUCGAACAAGAAAUUAGAACCCGAUCGUAUCUCCAGGUCCUCUGAUGACUACUCUUACGAAGGAAUGGAUUCCGACGACGAUUUACCCAGUGGUAUAGACGACGCUAGCAGCGACGAAGAUCAGAACGAAAGCAUCAUUGAAUCUCCUUUAAUGGAAAAAUCCAAACCGGAAACAGAAGAGAUCAAAACAGGAGUCGAAACUGCAACUGCAGUCCCUUCGACUUCUCAGCAAGAAGCUCACGAUAAAAAUACAGAAGCGACGAAUACAUCACGUUUUAAUUUUGUUCACGGGUUUGAUAAUAAAAGUGCAGAUGUUGAUGAGAUUGCCGAAGCUAUCGAGUGGGAGAAGUAUUAUUGUAUCAAGGAUUCCAAAAUCAAGUAUAAAACUGGUAUUCGUCCUUCGGUUGCGGAGUCGGUUAGAGCAGUAUUUGCAGCGUUUCUGUGGCAUGAAGGAUUAGCCCAUGAUGCGAUGACUUGCGCCUCGUAUCUUAAAUUUUAUCCACAGCUGAUGAGAAAAGAUAUUAAUACGGUUGUAAGACGAGAACAUAAUAGCAAUAGAAAUAAAGAUGUCACGUUAAGAUAUUCAGUAGAAGUAGGACUGAUCGGUAAUGACCACCAUUUAAUCAAACCAUCAACCAUGAAAAGUUUACCAUCGGCCACGAAUGAUUCGCCCCAUAAAACAAACACUGAUAGUGGAUCAGAAUUUAUCGGCGGUGAAAAAAAUGAAAAUACCUCAUCACCUUUAGCUUUAGAAUGCUUAGUGUUACUUUGGAACGAAGUAUCCAACACGUGCUUCCAAUUAUUCUCCAAAAACUACCAACAAGCUGCCACUUGUCGAUCAAACGAUGAAAAAGAUCUACUCAAAGAAUCAACCAUAAGUUCAAACUCAGCCGAAUCAGACGAUAACAAAAAAUGUGUUUAUAAAUUGCCAAUCAACUUUUACAAACGUUUCGGUACCGAAGAAAUUUGCGAAUUAUGCAAUGGAAAAUAUCCUUCUCCCGUCACCUAUCAUAUGAAAAGUACUCAUAAGGGUUGCGGUAAAGCCAGCAUCUCAAAAGGAUACUCAGCAGAAGGAAAAUAUACGAGUAAAGUGAAAGGCACCUGUGGCGAAGGUGGGAUCAAAGGGACCCCUUCGUAUGUACUUUGUGAAGCUUGUCGCGAACGUCACAUGCAAUAUAGGAAAUUCAAGUCUUCGAUGUUUCAACGUUAUCCGAUCCAUGAGGAUGGAUAUUCUGGGCAAUUGCCGAUGCAUUUAAUAAUGAAAGAGAACGCUUUAUUUGCCUUGGACUUAUCGAGCACGAGUAAUAAAUUCUUACCAAUGGUUUCAACUAUGCCUAAGCUAAAAACAUUCGGAUGCUUGGCGGCAUUUGGAAUCGAUGGCGAUGUUAUACCCAAUGAAAUCAAUUCUUUUGCCGUCGAGACUCGUAGACGUGUACGAAUCAAAAGUGAUUCAGGAGACCCAAACGCCGAUGACGAUACAGUGAAUAUUACGAAAAAUUUCCAUCGUUCUAUGUCAAUGAUUGGUAACUCGUGGAUGUCGAACGAAGAUGAAAAUAAUCCGCCUCCAUCGAUCGCUAAUAAAAGAUACAGUGCCUUGUGUGAUUUAGAAAGUGGUAAUUUAUCUGCAAUGUGCCAACCUUCGUCGAGACUGCAAUCAGUUCUUAAAGAUUUAAGGAGCAGUACGUCUGAUAAUGGAACCCAGACAGAAAGACCUAUUCUGGCGUUCUUAAGAGAAUGUCACAAUUUACGGUGUUUACGGACAACUAUGAAAAGUGUGAUGCAAAAAGCAAUAUUUAAAAAUUACGGAUUACGAGCUAUGGACUGGCUGCUGCGAACAGUAACGAUGCCUAUUGCCUUACACGAUAUAAUGUGGUGGUUUGUAUCGUCAUUUUCAGUGCCUUUGACUGAAGAUAAUGAUUAUGAAAAUGAUAACGAAUGGAAAGAUGAAUUUGACUUGACUCGAAUUUGUGAGCAUCCGUUAGUUGAUAUGGCAUUAGCUGGAGAAUGUAGACAACAAAUACCUGCCUCAUUUCAUACCCUCCUGCAAACGAUUUCUGACUUAAUGAUGAUUUUUCCGAUCGGAUCUCCUCUACAACAGAUGGCCAUUAAGUGCUGGGGAUUCCAAUUUACUCAUUCAGAUUACAACUUUUUGCACAGGAGUAAACUAUUCGUAAACAUAAGUAAAAUUUUAUCUCGGAGUGAAAAUGAUGAAGAACCUGAUCCAAGUAGUACGAGCUUAUACGAGAGUCAUCUUUCUGUAAUGGCCCAAAAUGGUCAUUACAUUCAAGUUCUCCGAGACAUCACAGCUUUCGUCUCAAUAACCGUAUCGAGUCAAUCGCAACAAAUAGCGAAUUUGAUCGAUAACUCGACUGAAACUUAUUGGGAAUCUGGAGAAGAAGAUCGACGUAAAAUGAAAACUAUAGUGAUAAACUGUCCUCCAGAGGUUGAUCCGAGAGUUGUUUACGUGCAUGUUGAUAAUACAAGAGAUCCUAAUCAUAAGGUACUCAGCAUUAUGAUUCUGACCGGAAUGUACGCGGAUUUCCCUCAUAAACUGAAGACAAUCAAUUUAGAUCCGGAUUAUUGCGGUUGGGUUACCACUUUUAUUCCUGAACCCCAUCAACGUAUGAUUCGUAUCGAUUGUAAAGGUGAUCACAUAUUGCGUAUUAGACAAAUCAAAGUUACGGGCGAAAUUGAAGGAGAAUCGCCGAAAAUUCUUCAACAGCCUUCUCCUUUUGUAUUACAACAACGGCAAUGCGAGUCAGAAACAUUAAAAGUGUUUCGUUUGAUCAUUUUCCAAGUUUUUGGAGAAUUGAUCGAAACUAGUCAAUCAGAAAUUCGAACCGCUGAGCAACGUGAAAGCAGCGACUUGAAAGAGCACAUGGUAGGCAUUCUUUUCAGUAGAAGAAAAUUGAACAAUUUACAAAAACAAGUAUGCAACCACAUCGUACAAGCCAUCAAAAAAGAAACAUGUAUCAUCAAAGAAGCAUGGGAAAAGUACGCAGACGCGAGUAUAUCGUCCAAUUUCGAAUUCCACGGCGAUAUAGCUGAUUCGUAUUGCUUUGAGAUGCUUUGCAUGGUAUCUGCAUUGAGUGGAAGUGACGUUGGAAGAUCGUAUUUGGCUCAACAAUAUCAUUUAAUUAGCGAUUUAUUGACAUUACUUCACGCUGGCACAGCUAGACUUCAAAGACAGGUGGUGUUGCUUUUGAGACGAGUGUUACCGGAAGUAAGUCCCAAGACGCUGGCUUUGAUAACAGAUGUGAGGUCGUUGCCACCUGCGGAUUUCCACGUUUUGGCCGGAACAGUGACGUCAUCAUUUGAUAUUAAUAAACGUAGCAUAUUAGACAUAUUUUUAGCAGUGAUAGCCAAAAUACUCUCAAUUCAAGUAAAAGCGAAAAAUAAUGGAAAUGGCAAAGGAGUCAAAACGGUAACAAUCACAGAUCAUCUCCAACCUUUGAGCGAAGAUCCUCACAGAUGGUACUUGAAAGGAACUGUUACCAAAGAAUUAGCUAGUGAAAUUGAUGGUCUUCUGAAAGAUAUGGCAUCGGGUCGAAUAUCUGAAGCUUGGCAAACGACAGCAAAAUCCGCCAUCGCUGAAAAUUUGUUGAAUUUAGCCAAUUUAUGCAAAAUCGCCACAGAUCGCAAUGAAUGUUUGAAAUACGCUACGUUUUGGAUUGGUCUAUCAUCCUUAUGUGGAGUAGACAAAGAUCACGUCGAGAAAUUAUCGUCUGCUAACUGGAAAAGUGAAAAAGACGGAGGAAACGUUCCUAGACCACUUUGCAGCAAUCACGACGAUGGAAAAACGCUGGCAAUUAUUCAGUGCAAUAUUUGCGAACUUUUAUGUCUCGAAUGUGAUCGAUUCCUUCAUCUGAGUCGAAAAAGUAGUGAUCACGAACGAAAAGUGUGUAAAGAAGAAGAAGAGGCUAUUAAAGUAGACGUACACGAGGGCUGUGGUCGAAUCAAGCUUUUCUGGCUGUUGGCAUUAGUAGACUCGAAUACAUUCAAAGGAGUGGUAGAAUUUCGCGAAAAUUCCAGAUUAACGGGAACUUAUAACAGGGUUGGAAUUAGAAACGAAAUGUGUCGUUUUUGUGGUCGUGCAACCAAUAAUCUCUCUGAUGAUGGAAUUUGCUACGAUGAAGAGUGUCAGCAACAUGCCACGAAUGCGUGUAUCAACAUUCACUCUUGCGGACAUAUUUGCGGCGGUAUCAAAGGUGAAGACGUGUGUUUGCCAUGUUUGCACGGAUGCUCAUCUUCGAAUUCUAAUCUUAAACAAGAUGCUGAUGAUAUGUGCAUGAUUUGCUUUACCGAAGCCUUAUCAGCUGCUCCUUCGAUUCAGCUCGAUUGCGGACACGUGUUUCAUUAUCACUGUUGCGAAAACGCUUUGUUGAAACGUUGGCCAGGACCUCGGAUCACGUUUAAUUUUCAACAAUGUCCUAUUUGUAAAAGAUCAAUAUUCCACGAUUCGGUGAAAACACUACUCUCUCCAAUUUGGGAUUUGAUGAAAGAUGUGCGUAAGAAAGCUUUGAUGAGAUUAGAAUACGAAGGAUGUCCCAGUAACUACGAAGAUCCAGCGGCCUAUGCAAUGGAAAAAUACGCUUAUUACGUUUGUUUCAAGUGCAAAAAGGCAUAUUACGGCGGAGAAGCUCGAUGCGAAGCUGAAGUAGAUAAUUCAGAUUUCAAUCCCGAGGAAUUGAUUUGCGGAGGAUGUAGUGACAUUUCGGGGGCUCGAGUAUGCCCCAAACAUGGCACCGAUUUUCUCGAAUACAAAUGCAGAUAUUGUUGUUCAGUAGCUGUGUACUUUUGUUUCGGUACAACUCAUUUUUGUAACGCUUGCCACGAAGAUUUUCAAAACGUCAUAACUCUUUUACCGUCCCAGUUACCAAGUUGUCCUGCAGGUCCUAAAGGAACAUCGUUGAAUGUAGAGGAUUGUCCCUUACACAUAGAACAUCCUCCAACCGGAGAAGAAUUCGCUCUCGGUUGUGGUGUUUGUCGUACUGGAAGGAAUUUUUAAAUUGACUGGUAUAUCUAAUUUACCUACCUAUACUUAUUUCUUUACACGGUAUUUUUAUACAAUCGUUUGAUAUUUAUAAAUAUUUUGAAACGUUUUUCCUACCUACCUACUUAAUAUUUUAUAUGAACGUAAUAAGGAUUACUCGUCUUGGCAAUUUUUUUUCAAGUAGUGAAAUGAGAAUAUUUUUAUUGGUUUUUAUCAACGCUUUUUUAAAAGCUUUGAAUACGUGAUUUUUUUCAAUCUAGUCGAAGAAUUUUUAUUGUUUUUUAUGUUUUUCUUUUUAUUUUAUUUUAUUUUUUUUGCUCAAAUUAUAUACUCAAAAUGUAAAUAAUCUACAUACGUACUGUACUUAUAAAUUAUUAUACAGGGUGUUCCAGAAUAACCUUUCACAUUUUGGUGAGCACUGAUCUGCGUUCAAAUGGUGUUAGGGGAAUGGUAAAAGCGGUUCCAGGUAGCCAACACAUGCCGAAUUAUGUUUCAGUAUUAAUUUUUUACCAUGGAGAAGUGGACGGCUGUGCAGCGCGCUUUUAUUGUAAAGGCCUUUUUCAAAAAUAAUGACUCUUACAUUAGUGCAAUUCGUGCCUUCCGCAAACAUUUUAAACUUACCGGUAAAAGUGAAGUGCCAUCGAGGCCAACAGUGAAAUUAUGGGUAAAAAACUUCGAGAAAACCGCUCAUGCUUGUAAAAAUAAGCCUACAGGUCGGAAAAGAUCAGUAAGAACGCCAGAAACAACGGACCGAGUAAGGCAUUCAGUACAGACUACCCCUACCACUUCAAUACGUAAACGAGCGUUAAAUUUAAAAAUCAAACCAACUUCUCUGCAACGAAUUUUAUCUGAAGACCUCAGUUUCCAUCCAUAUAAGAUUUUAAUCAUUCAAAAGUUACAAAAAACUGAUUUUGUGAGAAGAAAAUCAUUUGCCGAGGAUAUGCUUACAAGAAUUGAUACUGGUGAGAUUCCAUUGAACUCGUUACUCUUUACUGAUGAAGCUCAUUUUUAUCUAAACGGUGAUGUGAAUAAACAAAAUAUGCGCUACUGGUCGACAGAGAAUCCGAUGAUAAUACACGAGAAACCUCUACACUCCGCUAAGUUGACUGUUUGGAUGGGCGUGGCUAAAUUCGGUAUAGUGGGACCGUAUGUGUUUGAUGAAACGGUGAACGGUGAGAGGUAUCGCAAAAUGUUAAACGAGUUUCUCAUUCCUGAAUUGAAACGCAGACACAAGUAUAGAGUUACUUGGUUCCAACAGGAUGGCGCUACCUGUCAUUCCGCAACGGACACGAUUUCUUUAUUGCGUGAGCAUUUUGGUCAUCGAAUAAUUUCGCUGAACACAGAAAUUUCAUGGCCACCUCGAUCCCCUGAUUUUUCAGCAUGUGAUUUUUUUUUAUGGGGUUACCUCAAGUCAAAAGUAUAUCAAGAUGAUCCUAGGACUCUGAAACAGCUCCUAGAUAAUAUUAUUCGUGAAUCAAGACUGAUUAGAAGAGAAAUGCUCAACAAAGUGUUCAAUAAUUUUAAAAAACGUUUGGUCGAUUGUGUCAAAAAUGAUGGAAAACAUCUUGGUGGAAUAAUUUUUAAAACUUAAUUUAUAAUGAAAACUCAAAUAUAUGGUCUAAAAACGGCACAUUUCUACUUCAUUUUGGUUAUAAAAAAAUUUCCGUAACCAUUUUUCUCUCAGAGCUACUAAUAAAACAAAAGUGAAAGGUUAUUCUGGAACACCCUGUAGUUUAAUAUACAUGAUCUCUUGUUAUCACUUAUUGCGUUUUUAAUCAAGAUUAUAAUGGUGAUGUUUCAAUAAAAUUAUUACGCCGUGCGCCCCCUUGAA